Mizuhopecten yessoensis (Yesso scallop) is the source of this 1619-nucleotide messenger RNA. RefSeq lists its product as uncharacterized. The transcript is spliced from 3 exons. Lineage: Eukaryota; Metazoa; Mollusca; Bivalvia; Pectinida; Pectinidae. The coding region runs from base 225 to 758 and encodes 177 amino acids. The record is from RefSeq and is a predicted model, not a curated record.
AGUGCAUGUACAGACACGAAAUACUGCGAAAAAUAUGUGUACGGGGUAGGGCGAAAAGAAAUGUACGGAUAGACCCAAUGCGCAUGUUUGCUGUUUUAUAAAACCCAAUCAGAGGCUUGCAUUUGUCACCACGCACCUGAACAUCAACUGGUAGUUGGAAAUUUGUCGGCGUCCAGCUACUUAUUAGGAAAACAGACGCCCAGGGAAGUGGACUCAAAUUCAUCAUGGGUUUUUCUGAUUCAUCCGCUUUGUUAAAGAUAGCCCUCAUCCUUCUUCCUCUGGCCUUGAUAUUGCAUAUCGUCGGAAUAGCGACACCAAACUGGAGUUCUUACAGUGCUUCAUCCGGGGCAGUAAGCACCAGUUUGUCAUAUGGACUCUGGAAAUUGUGUGUUGAAGUGAAUGGAGUCAGUGAAUGUGCUAACUACCCCAAUGUUCAGGAUUGGGUGAAAGCCUGUCAGGCGUUUGGUAUCAUCGGUGUGUUAGCUGUUGCUGGCGCAGCCAUAUUGGAAGUGUUGUGCACGAUAGUAUUGUCUAAGGCUACACACAAGGUCGCUUUCAUCGCCGCCGCCAUAACAGCCUUUGUUGGAGCUGCGAGUAUCAUCCUAUCCGCCAUUAUUUGGAGCGCAAAGGUCACCGAGUUCGGAAACACCGAGCUGGACCUGAGCUGGUCAUUCGGUUUGUCCAUCACCGGUGGAGUUUUGGCUGGAAUAGGUGGGAUUUUAGUAGCACUUGACCUGUGCCAGAACACGGAUCAAUAACUCUGACCCGGAUUACAGUCCCAACACCAUUCACGCUUUGGAGAACAAAUACCUAUAGGAACGUUUCCUUUGUUUUAUUUUACAACGCACACUUCUGAUUAUACUAGGAUUAAUAGUUUAAAUAUUGCAUUCUCUUUCGAAAUUAUUCAAUGUACUUCAUUAUGGGGUAUGUCGUUAGAAUAAUUCGUGCAUUUGACAUUGUGUGUCGUGGACAUUACAGUUGUGUAAUUACCCAAUGCUAUUUACUAAGAUCUGGAACAUGCUCGAUAACAGUUGUGUUAUUACCCAAUGCUAUUUACUAAGAUCUGGAGCAUGCUCGAUAACAGUUGUGUUAUUACCCAAUGUUAUUUACUAAGAUCUGGAGCAUGCUCGAUAACAGUUGUGUUAUAACCGAAUGCUAUUUACUAAGAUCUGGAGCAUGCUCGAUAACAGUUGCUUCUGAAUAACUAUUGCUUUUAAAUAUCAUAUUGUAUUUUUUUCUACAAUUCAUAAACUAUAUAUCAAAUCUUUUUUUUACGAGUUGAUAAAGACAGAACUUUAUUCACAAAACGAACCAUUAUCCGAAAUAACCAAUGAAUGUAACAAAACGGGGUGCACAAUUGAAAAUGAAAAUUAUGAUAUAUUUUUUAUGACAUUAUGAUUGUUUAUAAAUAAUAUUAAAUGUUUUAGAUGUAUCUAUGUAUUAAUUUUAAUAUUUGAUACUUUAUUGAUUUAUUUAAACUGUUUACUUUCAUUUCUUCUCCUGAAGUACUGGUUUCAGUAUUAAUAGUGUGAGCUUUAAUCAACAAUAAUGAUGUAAUCAAUUAGCCUUGGUAUGAGCAAACUUUUUUACAAACACUCUAUUAAAUCUAUUAAAAAUUA